Molecule: messenger RNA, 4184 nt
Organism: Limulus polyphemus (Atlantic horseshoe crab)
Lineage: Eukaryota; Metazoa; Arthropoda; Merostomata; Xiphosura; Limulidae
Product: ras-associated and pleckstrin homology domains-containing protein 1-like
Exons: 7
Coding region: 260-2203 (647 amino acids)
Molecular function (GO): nucleic acid binding; zinc ion binding
Source: RefSeq, a predicted model, not a curated record
UUGCAGGCUAUUGUUCUAGUAGUCAUCAUGACAUAACUGAAGGCAUGGCUACUGAUAUGGCAGAGUACCUAAGGCAAGUUGUUUUUAAUAUGCCCCACGUACUGCUGGAGAGUGAUUUUAUGACAAGCUUCUUUCAACCUGCUACAAACAGCAUUCAGUCCAAUUCUCAGGUAUCAGAUCAAGUUGCAGGCAACUUCAGGGGACAGACAAAUAGUCAUGACAAUUCUCGGCUGAGGUCAUUUACGUAUACAAUUCUCAUAUGUCGGACAGCCCUUCUCAUAGUAGUACGGGUGGUCAACUCUGUAGUCCUUCAUCAACUAACUCAAAUUCUCAGCAACAGAAGCAUUUAGGCCCUGAUGAUAAAACUCAUAACCAGUUGCAACACCGAGGACAGUCAUCCCCCACAUCUUCUCCUCUUUCAUCCCCAAAGUCAUCCCCAUACGUGUCUCCACCUCAUUCUGGUACCAGUUCCAGAUCUACAUCACCGUGGACAUCUCGAAUCUCCAUGGCAACUGAUCGGGGCUCAUCCUCCACUAGCGUUGAUUCAAGUGAUAUAUCAUCUUUAGAACAUUUCUUAAAAAAAGAGGGAUUACGCAAGUAUAUUCAAAAUCUUCAUGGCUACACAAUAGAAAAGCUGCAGACGUUGAAUGAACAUGAUCUGAGAAGUUUUGGCCUGACCAUGGGUGCAACUCGUAAAUUGAAGAAAGCUCUUGAUGGUUUUAGGUCUGUUUCUUUACCAAAUGGUAUCGUUAAUCACUCAUAUAAUAUCUCUGUGACAAACAAUCAUCAGUGCUCACAUGCUGCUCCAACAGGACCAUCAUUUUCACUCCCUAAUAGUGACAGUUCUCCUUCUCCCUCAUGCUCUGUGGAUUCCAGUCCAUCACCUAGUCCUCCUUCUCUGGAGGGCUGCAUACUUCGAAGUCCCACCAGCUCAAGCUCUGAAGAAAGUCUUCCUGGUAAAGGUCGGCCAAUUCAAAAAUCGGACAAUGCAAGAAAUGUAGGCCAUACUUCUAAAGUAAGUUAUGAUCCCAACAACAGAGUUCAGCAAGGUGGAUUUUAUUCCAAGCACAAUAAGAAGCUUGCAGAAAAAGAGGAUAGUUAUGUAAAUGGACGAGAAGGAGGGGAUAGUCUCAAAAAUAUUACAAACUAUGGAAUGACUGUCCCUUUCCUUUUUCCACCUCCUGAUAUACAUCCUCCGAAGCCCAACUCUUUACCACUGUAUACCCGAGCUGCAGCUACUCCACCACAUCUUGGGGCAGGAACAAUCAUUAUAGAGAACAGUCAGCUCAACAGAAAUCCUUUGGCAUUUCUCCCUUCAAAUCCUCCUCAUCGAUCUCACAGUGGUACUCCUGAACGAAGUGUGAAUCCUCCAGUUUCAUUCUCUGGUGGUAUAACUUUCUACCAGUUCCCCCUGAUAACUUCUGGAGGUGCAUCUCUUACUACAGCAACACGUAGUUUUGUCACUUAUCUUGGCCAUUCUACAGUUACUGUGACAACAGUAGGGAGUGGAAAGUUUGUAUCCAAAACUGUGGACACAGUUAAUACCAAACAAGUGCCUGAUCCUAUGCCCAAUGUCUAUCAUUACCCCCCUUGUGUGGUGCCAGCUCCAGGUGCAGCCGUCCAGUCAAACGGAGUAGUAAUCUCAACAAACAAUGCUGGUACCUCUACUGUGGCAAGUAGCACGGCUACAACUAGUCAUAGCAAUGCCUCGACAUCCAUCCAUACUCCACCUCCUUCCAGUCUCCCAUAUAGUUAUUUCCUUCCUCACUUCCUUCCCCAAGCUUUUCCAUUUGUAGCAGCCCAUAAUAAUACUCCUGCUAAUGGAUUUGUUUCACCAAAUUUACAUGUUCCACCCCCUACCCCCAGUUUUCCUUUUCACCUUCCAAAUGGUUUAAAUGCUGGAGUGUCACCAGAUAUGGUGUACCCUCCUCAGGGCUUCCCUUUACCAUCCCCAUCAGGGCCACCACCCCCAACACCACCUGUUACUCCUUACCUUGGAUACCUUGGGAAUGGCUCUAGCUAUCCUCACAACCACUCUGUACCUCUACAGGCACCCACUAAACCAGUGACUUGUUAUAACUGUGGUGCUGUUGGCCACAGAGGAAAUGAAUGUAAAAGUGCCACCUUAGAUGAAAUGACAAAAUCAGGUCAUUUCAGACUUCAUUUUGUACCAUCUCCAAAAACAUCAGAAUCUAAUACAUAGUAAUGAAUCAAGGUUAGAAGAAAUGUAUUUUUUAAACUUUUCCAGUACUUGUUCAGUGAUCAAGAACAAAGUUGUUUGAAUACAUUUUACUGUGAGGCAGAACAUAACAAAAUAUUGUUGGUUUUUUUUUACUCAGAACAUAGCAAUUCUAUGCUUGUGGGUUUUAUGUUUUUAGCAUGAAACCAGGCACUUCAGAAGUUUCAAUGGUAUAUCUAUCUAAUACAAUAGAUUGGGAAAUAUUAAAAUGGUGCUUUUAGUUUUCUAUCUAAAAUUUUAAGCUUGUUUUUGACAAUUUUCUUUUGUUUACUGGAAUGGAAACCACUGAUGAUGAAGGUGGUGACGACAUAGGAUAAGAUACCUUAACCCAAUCUUAAUUCAAUACAUAUCUUUUAAGUGUUUUUUGGUCACUGUCAUUGUGGCAUAAAAGAUAAUUUCUAUCUCACCUAAAUAAUUGAAGUAAAGUAGUAUUUACAAAAGUUUGUGCUAGUGCCUCAUUUGGGGUGUACUUUGGUAUUAAUUGUAUAUAACUAUGUAGAACUUACUUUUAAGGCAGCUGUUAUUUUUCUCAAUACACGCACUUGUUAUAAAUAGGAAAGAUAAAAUAUAUAUUUUAAGUCAGCUAUUAAGAACAUGGAAACAAUUGCAACUAUGCAAUCUUUGAGGUUUUUUUUUUUAUCUAAGGAUUUUUUUUUUCUUAAGAAUUUAUAGUAUUGUUGGCAAAGAUUUUGAACUCGUAGUUGUUGAAGGAACCAUAAGAAUUGAUUUGAAACCUGAGCAAUUUGCUGACUUUUAAAAUAGAGAUGCACAUUUUAUAAUUGGAAUUGUGGAUUAUUGAAUGAAAUGACUUGAGGUUUUAAAUAGUUGCAUCUGUCCACUUUUAGUGCCUGGAGAAGUUGUUGAUUUCUUUUUUAACUAGAUGCUCUGGUUUGUCAUUUCCAUUUUAUAAAAUAAGUAACACUGGUUUAGUGCUAUAUAUAAAUAUAUUGUGAAUGUAUGUAUCAUAUCAUUUAUUGUACCCAUUAACACAAUGCUAUUUGCUUCUAUAUCAUGAUGACCAGUUUGAUGUGUGGUAGGUAGAAAAUUAUAGGAGUCCUGAUACUUUUAAAUAGAGGAUUUUUUUUCUCCUCUUAUUUUAAUUUGUAAUAGAAACUGUAUAUUAUUGAUAUGCUUUGUAUUAGUUGUAUUCAUUCACACUGUGACACUUCAGACAGGGUAAAUAUGGACCCAAGGGUUUCAGGAACUGUACUCUGAACAAUUCUAGUCAUUUGGUUCUUAACUAGUACAUUAGAAAUCUACUAUUUGUGUAGGUAAGCAAGUGGAUGAUGGACAUGUAGAACAUUGGACAGUGUUGCAUUUAUAGUCUUUAAAAGUGUUUCAAACAGAAGUGAUUGUAUGUAAUGUUUUAACAACAUUCAAUUGUUUUGUGUAGUGUAAAGUGAUACAGUAUUCAUUGGAAAAAUAAGAGCUUUUAGAUUAAAAUCCAAAACCCUGGUCAGUCUUCUGUUGUAAUUUUUAUUAUUUGAAGUAUGUGAUUGCUACAGGACGUAAACAAUAAGGAUAAAGUACAAAAGUGGAAGUUCUUUGAUGUACUCUGGUGUUUAUAAAAAGUGAAACUUUGGUGAUUCUUAUUCAUAAUAAAAGUAAUCCUAAGCUAAGUGAAAAAUAUAUUGUAUAUGAUAUAAAAAUAUCUGACUCAAGUGUAAUGUCCAGAAGAUGUCUGUGUCAUGUGUAUAAGACAUUAUUUCUAUGGUAUUUCAUAUUUGUAGACUUUGUACAUACAUUGUAUAUACUUAAAUACAUAACUCUGUACAUUUGAUUAAAAAAAAAAGUCAUAAAAAUAAAUCACUAAAAACUUGUCCUGAAACAGUUUGGUGAUUCUGUUUGUUAUAUGGAGUAUCAAAGAACUUGAAAGACAGCUGUAUGUACACUGCAUACACAUAUUUAAAAAAAAAAGUGUGUUCAGAUAUUAUAAAAAAAAAAA